CACCUCUAAGCCGCCCGUCAAUUGUUUUCAUGAAUUGACGUGUCGUGUUAAAUGCAAAAAAAACUUAAUAUACCGUAAACACACUCGCAUGGAGUUCCUGAAGAGCGGCAUUAAGACGGUGCUGGGCGGGACGGAGCCGGGCCAGCAGCCGAGUGCCGCCGAGACGGUGGAGAAGCUGGUGGACCGCGUCUACUCUUCGACUCUCCUGGAGGACCGUCGGGAUGCGUGCCGGGCGCUGAAGGCGUUGUCCCGCAAAUACCGGAUCGAGGUGGGCGCCCAGGGCAUGCCGCCGCUAGUGCAGGUGCUCCAGAACGACGGCCAGGAUGCGGAGAUAAUUAGCUAUGCGUUGGAUACACUGUGCAACGUGGUCACCAGCGAGGAGUUCGACGAGGAGGCGGACAAUCCCACGGUUUCGGUAAAUGUGGGCGAGCAGUUCACGGAGAUGUUCAUCAAGACGCCGGAGCAUGUGACCGUGGUCAUGGGCUACCUAGAUGAGUACGAUUUUCGUGUGCGCCGUGCAGCCAUCCAACUGAUCACAUCCCUAAUCUCGAACAAGACACGGGAACUGCAGGAUCUGGUGCUUGUCAGUCCAAUGGGCGUAUCCAAGCUGAUGGAUCUGCUGACGGACAGCCGCGAGGUGAUCCGCAAUGAUGUCCUGCUUCUGCUGAUCGAACUGACCAAGGGCAACUCGAAUAUCCAGAAAAUUGUGGCUUUUGAGAACGCCUUUGACCGCCUGUUCGAAAUCGUUCGCGAGGAAGGCUGCUCCGAUGGCGGCAUCGUGGUGGAGGACUGCCUGAUUCUGCUACUGAAUCUCCUCAAGAACAACUCCAGCAAUCAGCAGUUCUUCAAGGAGGGCAGCUACAUCCAAAAAUUGGCUCCGAUGUUUGAGCUCUCACAGGAUGCUGAGGAGGCGGGCUGGUCGCCACAGAAGGUCUCAAACUUCCACUGCCUGCUGCAGGUGGUCCGGGCACUAGUCACUCCCAGUAAUCAACAGCAGGUGGUGACCGCCUGCCAGCGUGUCAUGCAAAAGUCACGGCUGCUUCACGCUCUCUGCGAGAUUCUGAUGAGCAGCGGUGUGCCGGCGGAUAUACUCACCGAGACGAUCAAUGCUGUGGCCGAGGUGGUGCGCGGCGAUCGGGACAACCAGGAUGAUCUGGGAAGGGUCAUGGCCCCGAGCAGUCCUCCCAGACCGGCCAUUGUGGUCCUCCUUAUGUCCAUGAUCAAUGAGAAACAGCUGCUGGCCCUGCGAUGCGCCGUGCUCUACUGCUUCGAGUGCUUCUUGUAUCGCAAUGCCGAUGGCCAGCGGGCGGUGGUCCAAACGCUACUGCCCUCCAGUGCCUCCGAUGUGAGUGCCCUGUCGACGGGACAGCUCCUUUGCACCGGACUCUUCUCUACAGACGCACUGGCCAACUGGUUCUCCGCCGUGGCCCUGAUGCACUCGCUCGUGGAGAAUGUUGCCCUCAAGGAGGAACUGCUGCGCGUCCUGCUGGCCACGCCCGGUGGCCAACGGCCCAUCACGCUGCUCGAGCAGUGCACCAAUCUCAUGCAGCAGGAGCGCUACCGCUUGCAGAGCAAGGUGGGUCUGCUGAUGCUUCUCAGCCUGUGGCUAGCCCAUUGCCCGGGAGCGGUGAAGGCUCUGCUGGAGACGCAGGGCACUAUGGCCUACCUCACGGCCCAACUCUGCUCCAACGAGCACGACGAACGCGAGUUCCUGGUCCAGGGCAUGUGCGCCUUUCUCAUGGGCCUGUGCAUCCAGUUUAAUGACAACUCGCUGCCCGGACAGAAGCGCGAGGACAUCAGCCAGCUGAUUAUCAAGCGAAUCGGGCAAGAGAGCUUCUGCAGCAAACUGGCGGAGGUGUCACGCCAUGAGGCUUACAGUCGGGCCUGCAAGCAGGCACAGAUUCGGGCCAAAUCCGCAGGAGAACUACUGCUCGACUAUGAGUACUGCAAGCUGUACAAGGGAUUGGAGGCGCUGAUUGCCAAGCUGGUCAGCGGAUUCGAUGUGGAUGGCAUAGAACUGACUGAACUCACCCUGAGUUCGGAGGCUUCUGCUUUGGUUUCCCAGUACAAGGGAAUUAUCCGCGGCAUGGAUGCCCAGAUCCAAGCGCUGCAGCAAUCCUCCAAAGAACUGGAGCAGGAGAAUGCCGAGCUGAAGGAGAAACUCGGCGAGGAGCAGUCGCUCAAGGCGCAGCUUUCGGAUCAGAAUACACUGCUCAAGGCGCAACUGGGGGCCUCGGCGGGUCAGCAGGCCCAAGCCGGCCAAGGAGCGGAAACCACUCCGGCCAACCAGGAGGAGCUUAAUGCCGCCCGCUACCAGGCCAACAUGUACUUCGCCGAGAAUAUCCGGUUGACAAAGGAGCUGGAGACGCUACGUCAGCAGUUUUCGGCGGAAAAGCAGCGGGCAGAUGCGGCGCAGGAAUCGCUGGCGGCCACGCAAAAGGAUCAAGAGGAUCUGCUCGAACUGCUGGCCGACCAGGAAGCCAAACUCACACGAUACGAGGAGGCGGCCACGACGGUUUCCUUCCCAACUUCUAAUCAAGCUCCGAGUGGGAUAGCAGCUGCAGUUCCUUCGCCCGACGAGGAGAGUCCCAUCCCAAGCGGCACCGCCAGCAGAUAAGAAUCCAGGACGAGUUGCUGACGACGUAUUACAACUGGAAUUUGCUCGACUGCCCUAAAAAGAAACCUAACUAACAUAUAUACACACAUUCUACUUGUUUUUAUUUAUAUAUAUUUACUUACGUACAGAAUAUACGUCUUAGAUCGGAAUUUAAACCAAA
Drosophila rhopaloa is the source of this 2777-nucleotide messenger RNA. It is a transcript of the gene p115, whose product is annotated as general vesicular transport factor p115. NCBI's taxonomy places the organism in Eukaryota, Metazoa, Arthropoda, Insecta, Diptera, Drosophilidae. Bases 89 to 2617 code for a protein of 842 amino acids. Gene Ontology annotation, molecular function: protein binding. Gene Ontology annotation, cellular component: Golgi membrane; cytoplasm; endoplasmic reticulum. The record is from RefSeq and is a predicted model, not a curated record. Gene Ontology annotation, biological process: endoplasmic reticulum to Golgi vesicle-mediated transport; intracellular protein transport; transcytosis. The transcript has a single exon.